Molecule: messenger RNA, 1555 nt
Organism: Amaranthus tricolor (Joseph's coat)
Lineage: Eukaryota; Viridiplantae; Streptophyta; Magnoliopsida; Caryophyllales; Amaranthaceae
Product: BTB/POZ domain-containing protein At3g19850-like
Exons: 2
Coding region: 352-720 (122 amino acids)
Source: RefSeq, a predicted model, not a curated record
GGAGGCUCAAAAUAUGUUAUAUCUUCUAUACGCUCUCUAUGAUAAAAGCCCUUGAUUUCAAGAUGUGAAUGCAACUUCAUACCUAACGCCAAAUAUUCCAACAGUAUAUAAGGUUGGAUGAGAUUACCUAAUAUUUUGUGGCAAAUAGCAAGUAUAGAGAAAGGACAGAAAAAAAUAUUGUCUGCUUAACUGCCACCACACUACACAUGCUCUCCUACUGCCUACUUCACCUUUUGUGAACUUUCACAUACAGUAUAAACUUUUCCUUCUUUCCUCAAAUUUCUUUCUCUCUUUCUUCGAUUUUUCUAUUUUUCUAUUUUGGUGGCUUCAUUUAAUGAAAACAAACUAACCAUGGCAAACCAAUGUGAUCUCCAAGUUCAUAUCAAUGGUCAACAAACAUUCUUUCUUAAUCAGUCUCACCCAACAAUCUCAUUAGAAGAAAGAUCAAGGCUAUGUAGAUGUCUAAACUAUGAAAAACUAUCCCUAGAAGCAUACAAAGACCUUGCAAAAAACCCAAGAGUCCCUCCAAGGCUAGCUGUUCAAGCACUUGCCUCUCAAAAACAUACAAAUUAUGACAAUGACAAAGCAAUUGAAUUUUACGACAAAAGUUCUCAUAAAAGUAACAACAGCAACAACAAUAACAAUGACAAACAUAUUUUUACAUAUGAACAAACGACAAGAACUCAACAUCAUCAUCAAUAUCAAGAUCACGAAGAUUGAGAUCAAAAAGAUCAAGAUCAUGAAGAUCGAGAUUGUUGUCAUUUAGAGCAUAUAAUGGUCAUCGUUUAAAUUAAAUAAUCAAUUUGAAUAAAUUGAUUUGAGAAUAUCCCAAGGUUGCAAAGUUUAUGUUUUUAGCAAAAAGUAAUGUUCACGGAUCGUGAAACAACUUGCGGCUCGCUAGAAAGGAAGGAAAAACUACUGUUUUGCGGUAACAGCAGGUCGCGGCCCGCGCGUUUCGCGCUGUUUUGCGGAUUCUUCUUUGCAAAGUUAGUUUAUCCGUUUGCUAGUUAUAAUGUAACUACCAACGGUUAAAUGUGGUUAUUUUAACCGGAUAUAUUGGGAUAGAUUGAUUGAAAGACGACAUUAGUUCGUGAACCAAUCUUGUGUCUCAUGGAGUAACAUGUUGCUUCGUGAAAAGGUGUAAGCUAUUCUAUAAAUAUAGAAGGCUUGUGUGGUUAUUUUCGAUAUGGAAUUUCAGAUUUCUUUUCUUCUCGAGCACUUUACAUAGAGAAUUUGCAAUCCUCGAUUGUAAUUGUCUGUAUCUUCUUCCAUUUAAGUUUUCCUUACAUCGUUCUAAAUUCCUUAUGCUAGGAAUUUAGUGUAAUUCUUUGUAUCUCAGAACAUAUUUCCGGUUUAUUCUCAAGCACCGUAGUAGGGAUGAAAUGAUGUUUUAGGAAAGAGCAUCUCGCCUAGAAUUAAUAUCAAGUUCAACAAAAUCUUUUUGUUACUUUAUUCGGGAUUGAAGAUCAUUUUCUCGGAGUUCUCGGUGGUGUACAUAAGCAUAGUUCUACAAACUUAUAACUUUAUUUUAUUGUUUAUUUAAUAAAUAAAGUAU